Trematomus bernacchii (emerald rockcod) is the source of this 8869-nucleotide messenger RNA. It is a transcript of the gene arid3a, whose product is annotated as AT rich interactive domain 3A (BRIGHT-like). Bases 748 to 2403 code for a protein of 551 amino acids. NCBI's taxonomy places the organism in Eukaryota, Metazoa, Chordata, Actinopteri, Perciformes, Nototheniidae. Gene Ontology annotation, biological process: regulation of transcription by RNA polymerase II. The transcript is spliced from 9 exons. Gene Ontology annotation, cellular component: nucleus. Gene Ontology annotation, molecular function: DNA binding. The record is from RefSeq and is a predicted model, not a curated record.
GGGGUGCAUGGGGGGGCUGGCCCCUGCUGAUUCAGAGGUUAGGAAUUUGCAUCUGAUUACUGUUUGUCAACCAAUGAUGUGAGCGUGCAGGCCGGAGCGUCUCUCCACGCCUCUCUCUCUCUCUCCGGCUGUCUGCUGCCUCAACCCGACACUCAAACUCUGAAAACACAAUUACACGCAAAAGACGAAUGCGUGGAUAUCAUGCAGUCACAUGAAACCACUUUAUUUCCAGCCGAUAAACACACGAACCUCCUCUCCUCUUCCUCUUUCUGGUGUUUUCCUCUCUGUGUGUAAUCGAGUCUGGAUUCAGAGACGGGGAAAACAGGAAUGUUUCUUCCGGUUCCAAAGAGUGUAAAAACCGAACGGAAGCCGAUGUGGUCUUUGUAGUGUAUCAGCACACUUGUCCUCCUACCUUCGCCUCCGUUACCUGUGCCUCACUGACUGCUGUGCAACUCAGCCCUGCUGUCGGCUUUGGUUUCCCCCCGACUGCCGGAAAAACCAUUGAGACAAGAGAGAGGCCUCUGUCUCUAGAACUGCAGUCAACCUUUCUGAGAGCUCUGCCACCCCCUCCUCCUCCUUAUUUCACUUCAUAACCAUAACCUACAGCUGCCUCACCACAAAAAACGGUUGGCGAUUGCUCAGCAGAAGGAUCGACCGUUGUCCACCGCCUGGCCCCGGACUGGUGCUCAUUCAUUGGGGGAGGGAGGGGAAGGAAGGCAGCUGAACGUCGUGCCGCUUUCCCCGGAGAUGAAGCUCCAGGCUGUCAUGGAGAACCUGCACAGGCAGCAGAGGGCCAAGCUGCUGAUGGAGCAGCAGCUACAGCAGCAAGCCGCCGCCCAACACUCUCAGGUCCGCACCAUCGUUGGAGGAGGGGACGAGCCGAUGGGGAGCCCGGCCCCCGAGGCGGAGCAGGCCCAGAUGGCGGCGCUGGCAGCCAUGCGUGCCGCCGCCGCCGGGCUGCAGAGGGUCUCGGACAGCCCCAUGUCAGACCGCAGCAGUGGCGGCGAGGACGAAGAUGACGACGAUGACAAUGAAGACCGGGAGGAGCAUUACAAGGACAUGAUGGGGUCAGAUGAGGAGGAGCAGAUCAAACGGAAAUGGGACGAGGAAGACUUCGAAGGCGAGAUGGAAGAAGACUUUGAUGACGACCUGGCGGAGGAGGGUCUGCCAACGGGCCAUGAAGCUGUGGCUCCAGGGAAGGGAAUCCUCCUGCUGCCGCACCGUCAGCUCCACCCUCACUCUCAGCUGCUGAAGGCCCGGCCCAGCGUCGACCAGGAGCCCCGGGUAGCCAUCAUGCCCCCCCACGCCACGCAAAGCCAUCUGAGCGGACAGGACCACGGAGAGUGGACCUAUGAGGAGCAGUUCAGACAGCUGUAUGAACUGGAUAGAGACCCGAAGAGAAAAGAGUUUCUGGAUGACCUUUUCAGCUUCAUGCAAAAACGAGGAACGCCAGUGAAUCGUAUUCCCAUCAUGGCCAAGCAGGUCCUGGAUCUGUACAUGCUCUACAGGCUGGUGACAGAGAAGGGCGGCCUGGUGGAGGUCAUCAACAAGAAACUGUGGAGAGAGAUCACUAAGGGACUCAACCUGCCUACCUCAAUCACCAGUGCAGCCUUCACCCUACGCACACAAUACAUGAAGUACCUGUACCCAUAUGAAUGUGACAAGAGGAGUCUGAGCAACCCCAACGAGCUCCAGGCAGCCAUCGACAGUAAUCGGCGGGAGGGCCGGCGGCAGAGCUUUGGCAGCUCCCUCUUCACAUACUCGCCCAACGGGACCCCUACCAUGCUCUCCUCGCCCAAACUCCCAUCAGCCAGCGUUGGCCUGACGAUGGGCACCAACGGAGCCUCGCUGAUCCAUAACCACAAGAUCAAGAAAGAAGAGGACGUAGGCCACUCUCUGAUGGGGCUCAGUAUGGCUCGUCUGACAGCGGGGGCGCUGCAGGGGAACACGAUGGGGGUGAUGCAGGCGGCGGCCGCUCAGGCGACAAUGGCCGCUCAGAUGGCGGCUCUGGAGCAGCUCAGGGACAAACUGGAGGCCGGAGAGCCACCAGAGAAGAAGAUGGCGCUGCCGGCAGAGGAACACCAACGACUGCUGCAGAGAGCGCUGCAACACAACCUGCUGGCCAUGACCGCUCAGUUACCCAUGAACAUCCGCAUCAACAACCAAGAGAGCAGGCAGAACUCGGCCCUGAACCUCACCACCAACGGCACAGGCAGCAUCAGCAUGUCAGUGGAGCUCAACGGCGUGAUGUACACCGGCGUUCUUUUUGCUCAGGCAGCAGCAGGGGCAGCUUUGUCCGGUGCAGUCGGAUCGUCCGUCUCCAACAAGACGGUCAGCAGUCGUGUUGCUCCAGCGCAGCACCAGAACACACCUACCUCAACCUCAAGCAACCCGUUGUCUUAAUAAACCCCAGCCUUUUUUUUUAUUUUAAAUUACCACGCUAAGUAAAGCCAAAACUCAACCUCAUUUUCUACAUAAUCUAUGCCAAAAAGAGAAGAACCAUUAACUGUACAGAGAGACUCAAACUGAAACUCAGAUCACUUGAAUUACACUAUCUCAGGUUUUCUCUCACCAACUCACCUCUUUUGUUCUUCAUAGCCAAAAUUAUUGCGGGGAGAAAACAAAGAAUAUCUCAACUGAGAGCCAGUAUAUGCUAAACAAAUAUGUAUGCACAAUCUGUGAAUUAUUUAUUUCUGCAUAAAUGUACAGAUUAUUGGAGAACAAAAGAGAAGGUAAUAACUAGGAAGGGUAAUGCACUGUUUACACACAAACACAGCUACUGAUUGACAGCAAUGUUUUAUCCUCUAGGGGGUAGAUUCUUUUAUUUUAUUUUAACUUUUUGUUGUUAUUGUUAUUCUCUUUACUGUGUUUUAUCAUUUAAUUUUAAAUCUUUAACAAUCCUCUCACUGCAGGAAAAAAAUAUAUUUAGAAUUAUAUUAAAAAAAAAGAUAAUAUGAAUAUUCUCUAUUUUUAAUCAGAAAAGCUUUUUCUUCAGGGCAUAUAACAAUGUACCAUUGUGACCUCAUUUUGUGUAAAACCUUUUUCGCAAGGCAGCCAUUUUGGAUCUCUAUUAGGGAGAUUGCGGUCGCUCCUGUUGUGUACCGAGAUACACAUCAUAUUAGUGCACAGAUUCUCCAGUGAAACAAAAUGUAAACCGCAUCUCAAGAGUGGUUACAAUGCUACAUAGCUAUUGAAUGCUCUGAAGCUGUCGUGCUUCUCCCGUUACAGCUGGAUAAUGUUUUUAUCCAAAUCCUGCUUGUUGACAUAAGGCCAGUUUAAUGUAUAUCUGUGCCAAUCUUGCAGGUAUUUUGUGAGUUAGCUUUGAGUUCAAAAUGGCUGUUUUGUAAGAGUAAGGUCAGUUCGGCAGGCGGGGAUAUGAACUCUUAGUCUUUCUUUUACCCUCGCCGCAGCUAACACGCUGGACUUUCGGAGCCUCAGUAGCGUCCACACAGACUGUUGCUGUUUGGGGUUCAGAUUGUAUGUGAAUAAUAACUAUUUUCGACUGCUCUCAGGUGUCUGAUGCUCAUCGCUUUGUACAAUAUCUUGACAAAGCCAGAGCAAUGCUUUUCAACAUCUUUCUCUGCAGAAAGAUCGAUUUUCAUCUUGUUUUUCUUACUUGGCCUUCUAGUGGAGUGAUUGUCUUAAGGUCAUAUGCAUGCCUGUAUUUGUAGAUAAAGCCUUUCAGCGAUCAGGAAUGAGGCAGGUAAACUGUGGUUUCAUGCUUUUAAAUCAAAGGAGUCGUGUAUCCACUAAAUCCCUAUCAUUGUGGAGACACUUACAUGGACAAUCAGGUGUUAUGUUAGCUUAAAUCUGAUUUGUUGUUGUUGUAUUAUAGUUAACAGAUGCUUUUAUUUUUAUUUCAGCUUUGUGUUUUGCAUGACUUAGUGCUUCUUCUGAUCCAAGUGCUUCUUAUCCUGUGCUGUGACAGGGACCAGGUCUCCUUGGCUGUCAAGGAUAUUACAGAGAAUGUCUUGUGAUCCUUUGACUGUUUUUAGAUGUUGUUUAAUUAGGGCUUUGACAAUGUGAUCUCAGAGGUAAUUGUAGCUGCAGCUGAGCACCCGCUUGUGUCUUAGUGUUUCUAUCAACACUUGCUGCAGUGAGAUUUGUAAAAAGUUAAAUCCGCCACAGUGAAGAUACCAUAUCAUUCACGUAAAGUUGUGUUUCUGCCAUUUAAAGUAGAUCAAUCAUUCAGCUUUUAGAAUUUGAACCUGUGCUACCUCUCUGGACUGUUAAAGAUUGUUACUCUACCCCCACCAAAAGCAGCCUCAUUCCUACUGACGUUAGGAAGUAAAUCAGGCUUUGUAUGUGGGUUCUGUUCUGAGGCCUUAACACAGCAUGAGAGGACCAGAGAGUCAGCAGUACCUCCGUCUAAUCACUUUUUACUGUUCCAGUCAAAUAUCACCAGAUGGCUGUCGCGGCUUUGAUUUUGGACGUGCCCCUCAAUGGGAAAUCACCACCAGCUGCUACACAAACACAGACUAGUUUUGAAAAGUACUCUCCAUACUCUGACAGCCAACAACUCUCUUUCAGAGUCACAUACAAUAAUUAAAUGUUGUCUUUAAGAUGGUAAAAUAGUGAGGAUUGUCCUAGUUUUGUUACCUUCUAGAAAAGACAAGUGAAGGUUUAGUUUGAUUUACAACUUUUGUCAAAGGUAGAACUGGAAGCAGAGACAGGAUCUCAUUGGUUGAUCUCAACGAAGUGGAAAACCACAGACUUUGUUUACAAGCCUUUUUGCCUUUAUUCCAAAAAAAACAACUAACUGUUGACAUGACCGAUGAUAAUGAAUAUUCCACUUUUACUCCCGUCAACAUUUUGAAAUGUAAGCUUUUCUUUUGAGCAUGCCUCUCUAUCUCAGUUUGUAUUCAAUGAUCUUAAGCUGGCAAAAUACCAUGUGUUGCAAACUGCAGAAGAUCCCAAAUUGGGACGCAUAUUCUACAUUUGCUGUAUGCGUAUCUAAUGGAUGCUAAAAGGCAGAAUAAUAGCACAGUCAAACAUGUCUAAAUCGGAAAUUGCUACAUUGGGAAUAAGGCUUAGUGACGAAAGAGUCUUACGGGUCAAUAGUGUCACCACCUACAGGAAGAAAGUGCUCCUGCUGCAUCGAUGCCGUUUUGCUUGUUAGUGUUUUUGAGGUUUACAUUUGUGCAUAUGUACCACCUGUCAGCUAAAGUAACUUGUUAGGAACUGGCACAUGUUCACAAUGGCAUCUCAGCUCCCCCAGCCAAGGCCUUGCAACACACACAAUCACGCACACACACUACACAGGACUGAGGCAGAGGACGCUGGGGUCGUCACACUGUAAACAGACGUUUGAAUAACAUUGGAGAAUUAUGCGGCUCACUAACCUUUAAUGGCUAUUUAAUAAUCUUGUGUCCGCAUGUGGCUGUUUGGCAUUAACUGUUAGCUGUUAAUCAUAAAUAAAAAAUAAGAAAAGUAUAGUUUGACUACUCAAUAGAAAAAACUUUGUAUUUCAAGUGUGACGAGAAAGCUCGUUUGAAAUGCAAAAACCUCAAAAACGCAAAUAUAAAAAAGAAGACUUGCGACAGCCUUUUCUCACUAUUAUCAGUCUAAUGCUACUCUUUAGAUCCAACCACCUACAGUCAACUCAUCAGAUUAAAUCAUUUUUAGAUUAAGAUUUUGUGAUUUCGGAUAAGGAAUCAUAGCCCAUGAUUGAUUAAUGUUCAGGUUCUUUAUGUAGAUUUGUCAUAGAUGAAUUUGUAUUCCUACAGUACAAAUGUACAUAUCAAACAGGCAGUUCCAUCUGACUUCUUCUUAGCAUGCAGCAGGCAUAUCUGAUGUGUGUCUUUAUUCUCCGUUAUUGUUUAAGAUAUGGCUAUUGAAUUAUGUAUAUGGUAUAACAAGCUCAAUUACCAAUAUUUUAGAGCAUCAAAAAAGUUUGUUUGAUUCCAGAAAACUGGAGAAAGUAGAUUUCAAUUUAAGUAAAGGCUUUUUCACCAGCUACCUUUAACUGGCCGAUCGAAAGUCAUCACAAUUUGGUGUUUCAUAGAGUUUAAUAGGGAUAAAGUAUGAUGUCAAGAAUUCCCAUUCUGGUCUUAACUCAGUUUUCAGUCAGUUUCUCCUCGAUUCCCCCGUUAAGGCAACUGUUCAUUUCAUAGAUUACCAUGUAAACUGAUGUUUUUACUUGGUCAAUUUGGUAACACGCAGAAGUCCCAGCAUGCCUCUCUCUCUGCGUGAGUAGCAGAUGUCACAGUUACUGGUGAUGGCUGACAAUCAAAUAGAGACAUGCUGUGGCUGAAAGCAUUAGUUUAGGGGGGAGGGCCGCUCGAGAGAGCAAAAUUCAAUCAAUACUGAUCUAAAGGAUCAACUGCUUUCUUAGGUUUUUGACCCUGUGACCUUUUGACCCCCGAGGCAACAUUCAGGCACCUGCCCCCUUCAAUCGAUCCAUGUUUAUCGUAUAAAUCUAUUGUCUCCCUCUCUGGGAUAUUUGCAUAUGAACAGUGGAGGUACUGCAGCUCUCUGUCUUUCUUUCUGUACUGUAUGUGCACGGCAGGUCUUGCGUGGUAGCGACAAUCAGGAGACAUUAACACUGUAUACCUCCAAACACUCUGACAUCCCUUCAACCACACAGAGCAAGCUUCUACCUCAAGAAUAACAAAGCCUUGGCUUCAGCCAAAACAGACUUUUCAAGGUUGUGUUCAAGCAGAAAAAUAUCAUCAAAACGAUAUUGAUGCUGGUUAUUAAAGACUAUGAAAGAGGUUGUAAUGACCACAGACAAUAAGAUAUUAACUUUUGGUUAUGAAAGGGAAGUCAGAGAUGUUAGUACAGUUCAGGGUUGAGUUCAAGCUUCAUCUUCUUUACUGAGAGCUCCCCUCAGUGGAAGGUUUUGUUAUGACGCACUAUCAGUUCACAUUUCCUAAAGGGAAAGGCAAAAAAGGUCUGAGCUAAGUCUGUGAAGAUUUAUUGUCCUUCAUUGUGGACAUUUACUGCAAACAAAGGACAUAUUUAAGUGUUAAUUUCUUCAUUUUACUACUUAGUGUUUUCUUUUUUAAAGUGACAAGGCCUCAUCACUGGACACAUUAAGGCUCCACUGAAACAAACUAUUUUAGAGGCAUAUAAUUACAGAAUUUGUUUACUUAUUUAAACCAGUAAACAAUCAAUAAUCAAACAUCCUUUCUUGCUUGUUUCUCUUUGCUGGGGUCAAACAGGUUUCUCCAUAAUUUACAAAACAUUGGAGCAAAGUAGCUGUGAAAACUAUAUCAGUCUUAACUCUGUUCUUUACCAGAGUUUGUUCUGAGUCUGGAGAAGAAUUUCUAUCAGGUUUUAUAGUCAGACUGGUAUUUAUUUCUGAAUGCUACCAGCUGCUUUUUAUGUGUCCGUGUGUCUGUAGCCGCUUUGUUUUCUUUCUUUCUUCCUUUUGACAAAUGUACAUUAUUGUGUGGUUAUGCAGUUUAAACGCUUGGGUUGAUUUCAAAAAGUCUGCUUGUUAGGUGCAUUCAUGUGCUGUUAUACAGAUCAGAAAAACAAUAACUCCGCUGGACUUAUUUUCAUCUCACAUUUCUUUUUGUCUUGGUGUUUGAUUUCCAGUCAAUCCAGGAAGGUCGUAAAUGUAGUGCUUUACAUGGGCUGACUCCCAAUCAGCACAAGCCCCUGCAGUCUCUUGUGGUUGGCUUGCUCGCUCUGUCAUAGCUUUCAAGUGUUUCACCUUGAAAUAGUGCUGCUUUUAUUCCCACCUGAGCCUAGCUAAAGAACGUCUUGAAACCAGAGUGUCUUGCAUGGAAAACGAAAACUCUGACUCUUGUUCCCACAUGUUGCUGACGUGGAAAUUCUGCUGGAACAUUUACGGGUUAAGGUGCAUGUGGGCUUUGGGGGCUUUUGACUCAACAUCACCACUGACUUUAUCUCCAUCAGGGGGACUGUGGACAAGGAAAAUUAGAAAUAACAAGAUGCCUUCUGCUGGGACAAUUGUUGUAUGAAAUAACCUGUAUUACUAAGAUUCAUUAAAUAGAAUAUGUCUGAAAUAUGGCUUUUUAGGGCUAUGCAUUAUUAUAUCAUGUUCCUACUACCUGUUCUUUCUUUGCUUUUUUUUGGAUAUGCUAUAGCAAACCCGGCACACCGAGAUUACCUUUAGAGCAAAUUUAUUAAUAUAAUGAUGAUGAUGAUAAAUAAUGGGAUUAUUUUAGGGAAGCAUGUGAUGUGUGUGUGGGCUUCACGUGUCUUCAAGUUAACUGAAACAGGCUAUUGUCUCUUACAACUUCUCAGGAAAAUCUACCUCUACCUCCAGUUUUAUGCAUUUAACCCAGUUUAAGUUACAGUUUAGUGAAAGAGGACUUGAGAGCGGACCCAGGUCUGAAAUAACUCCAACAUAGUAUAGUACCUAAUAUAGCUUAUAAUGGCACACCUAAGAGUGUAUUACAUCAAGUAUUGUGGUAUAUUUAUAUCCGUUUCCUGGCUGUUAACAAAUACAAAUACUCUCAGAAAAUAUAUUUGUCACCCUGGUGGGUGUGUGAGAGGUUUAUUUUUGACUCUUGGGUCUUUCUCCGUCUCUCUGAUUCUCUCUGUGUUACAGGUUGGUAACACUUUAGCUUAUUUGAGCAUCAACAACAGGGAACCUCCAGUUCAACAGCUUACUAACUACUCAGUACUGCUUUUAGUACCACUGUUUUUCAGUCUGUUCUAUUAAUGUGUGCUUAUUCCUCCUUUUUUAUAAAUGAUUUUUUUUUUGUUGAAUGGGAUGUUUCCCGGUAACCACGGUAAUAGUGAAGUGGCGGCUGGCAAUGCAACAGUUUUAUUUUUGUUUUCUUUGUUUUUGAAGGGUGAAGAGCUAUUAUUGCCUAUUUACUCAUUAUGUGUUUGUGUGAAUACUUUUAUUUUGAAUCUGAAAUUAAUAAAAUAUCACCUCUCUUUAAUGUCA